CUCUUCCUUUUGGUUUCUAACUUAUCAACACAAAGACACACAAUUUAUUGAAAAUUUCACAGGAUAUAAUCACUUUUUCAGUUUUCCCUUGUUUGCCUAAAACAAGAAAUGAACAUCUAGGAUGACAAGGAGGCGAGUAAAUUAUUAAAAUGUCUGUUCUGGGAGUGAACUAAUCCAUUAAACUGUUCAGGCGGUGUUUAUGAAGUAGCCUACUUUUUGACAGGGGAAAAAAGUUAUUAUCUUGCAGGUUUUUCUCUCCCUUUUGCUCCCUAAGUUAUCUUAUUUACACAAAGAAACACAUGUUUAAAAUCUCACCGCAAUAUAAUCGCCUUUUCCCGUUAUCAUCUUGUUUUUCGACGGUUGAAUCUCAAUCUCUUCUCCCCUCAGACAGUUUGGCGCGCGGGAAAUCUGUUCCCUCCUCCAGCAGAGCGCGCGUCUUCCCACCGCGCGGCCCCGCCCCCCUCCGCGCUACAUCAGCUGACCCAAAAUUUUCUCACCCGAUCAGAAGACACUGGUCGGCUUAUGCUGGACUGCUCCAUCCUCCAGCUGCGGGGGGUCUCGGAUGUAAACCGGCGCAUCUUUUAAGACUUUCAGGACUGAGGCUUGCUGCAGUAUGUCGGACCUUGAGUUCGUAAAUGUGUGCGUAAUGAAGAUUCUUGCUGCUGUCCUCUGCCUCCCGCUGACGGUGCUUGGAAUUGCAGUGUCCAGCAGGGAGUUGCAGUGCUCCGUGUCUCCAGUGGCGGCGCUGCACCCUGUUCAGGCCCAGCUCGAGCGCUUUGAGGCGGGAACAGGUUGUGCAUCCAGAGAGGGCGGAGCUAAAGAGACACAUGUUAUCUCAGUGGGCGGAGCCUCCAGCAGACAGGUGACAGUGGUGUUGAGACCCCUGAAUCCCUCUCGACCAAUCAAACGACCCGUCAUUCUAGUGCUCAGCUCUCAGCAGGCCGUGCGUUGGGUUUUGGAAAAUGAGGGACUGUCAAGCAACAUCAAUGUGCUGGUGCAGUUGUCUGUGAACUCCACGGCAGAGUCUUCGAGUCUGUCUGUCCGCGUAACGCAGGUCCCAUCUCUGCCGCGGCGGCCUCGAGUGCUGCUGCGCUGGGUUCUGCAGCGCCACGCCACCGUCACCUCCCUCACACACACCACACACUCCAACCGGAUUUACUUGCGCCUGGGAGAGGAUCCCAGCAUGCCGAGCGAGUGUCGUCUGCGCUCUUUGUUUGUGUCCCAGAACUAUCAGGCCUCAGAGCUGCAGGAUCAGGAGGUCCACGGCUGCACACCGACAGACGAGCCUACAGAUAGUGAGGUGCACAUCAUCCGACUCUGGUCGUCCGGCUCCAGCCUGUGCGGCUCUCUGCAGGUGGAGGUGUCUGUCUCUCUGCUGCCCCCAGUGGCUUCUUCUGCUCUACACAGGGUUGUUCUGAUCCUCAGCAGUGCAACAGCAGUAAACUGGGCUUUAGUUGCACCACAGGUCAAAGGUCACGUCAUGGUCUAUUCGUCCCACAGUGUUAGUCUGCCAUACAGAAGUCCAGCGUCUGACCUCACCAUGACCAGCACUGUGACCUCUGAUCUCCUCAACACCCCUGACCUUCUGGAAUGGGCCAAUCAGAACGGCUUUUCCAAAGUGACCUCAUACACUGAAGCCGAUCUGGCCAAUCGCUUCGUCAUCAAGUUAGGGGCAGGAAAAGACUCUGAUGAUGCGUCUUCAGUCUGGCAUCAUCACGAUGACAUCACGAUUGACAGUGCUGAUGCGCUCAGCUAUCAGUGUGAAGGCGGAGCUCUGACUGUUACCGUGGAUAUGCAGAUGCUAAAGACACAGGUUUGGCCAGUGACGGCGGUGACCCUGCAAGAUCCAGAGUGUAAAGCUGAAUUUAACGGAAGUCAUUUCCUGUUGGUUUCCCCCAUCAUUUCCUGUGGUACCGAGGGAGAAAUGGAUGAAGCCAGUGGAAGGGUUCAUUACACAAACACAGUGUUGCUGUGGAAACAGAAACCGUCCGAGGGUUUGACCAAUCAGACGAGCCCAGAGCUGUGGGACGAGUCUAAUCCUCUGGCUGUUCAUCUCAGCUGUGUGUGGUCUCUGCCUGCUCCUUUGUCUCCAUCAGUGGUGUCUCCAUCUCUUGGUGUGGCUCCAGCUCUGGCUCCCAGUACUCCUCCCGCUCCUCCUCAUGCUCCUCCUCUGUGGGGCCCUGGGGCCGACACCACCGCUGCGUCUCCACUGCUGUCCAUGGAGCUGUUUGUCAGCGAGGCGUUCCAGCAGAGAACCGUCGGGCCCUGCGUCAUCAGUGCCCACGAGCGAGUCUACGUGCAGAUCUCAGUGGACUCUUCUUCUGCGCUGGAGGCCGUGGAGCUCCAGUCGUGUUUGGUUUCUCCUCUCUCAGAUCCGCAGGCUCACAGCGGCUGGCCCGUCAUUAAAGACUCCUGCCCGUCCGACAGCUCCUUCAGCCUGUCCCUCAGAGAAAGCACAGAUGAUGAUGGAGGAGCGGAUGAUGAAGAGCAGAACAGAAGAAAAUCUCAUCCGUUCUCUCGCUGGAGACACACCGAGAGUCGCAUCGCAGACGAUACCGCCAGAGGCUUUAAACACAACGCAGACGAUAUCGCCAGACGCUUUAAACACAAGAGACCGAGAGCGAGGAAAGCUGAGCGGAGGAGACGAAACGAUGAUGAAGACCGGAGUUUAAACACACUGCGCUUCAGCUUCGUCCUGCGGCCCGUCUUUAAUAACUCCAUUCAGUUCCUGCACUGCCGGCUGCGUGUGUGUGAUGCGGACGAGGGGCCGUCAGGGGCCGCAAAACACACCUGUGCUGACGGACAUCCAAUACCUGCUCUCACACACAUACGGGCUUCACAAAAGUGUAAGGACAGAAAUCUGUCUCGGCCCGUGUUGGUCACAUAUCCUGCUGGCUUUCUGGCGCCCCCUGCUGGUAAACUUGCUCAAACGCCUGCUGAGAUGUCGGGACAGGCUCCAUCGGCCACCGGCGCAGUGGAAGGCUCUGUGCUGCUAGUGGUGUUCGCUGCGUUUCUGAUGGGGUUGUCUCUGAUGGGGGCGCUGUGGUGCAUCUAUACACACACCGGGAGGCAUGAUUUGACCCAGAGAAUCAGUGUUAUAGAGACCACUGUACCGAACCCCGGCUUCAUAAACCCGCCAAUACUAAUGGAGGAAACCAGCAGUUUCCAUGAUGUCAACGACACACACAACAACUUUUAGGAAAUGAGCAAAAGCAAACAUGUUUGAUGUGAUUUGUGCAUUCUGUAAUCAGUAUCUGUAAGUGAGCAGUUUCCUGUAUUUUGUGAUCGAUGUUUUUGUUUUUCCUCUUUUAUUCCUGCUUUUGAUUUGCAUUAUGGGAUCUUGAUCUUUCUUCUUUCAACUCUUAACCUUGAAAAGUGUGAAAAGGUGUAUUUUUUGAGCACGUGUAAUAGUCUGCAGUGCUCUAUUGUCUGGGUUGGUGUUGCAGGCCCGGAUUGGCUAAUCGGGAGGACCGGGAGAAUUCCCGGUGGGCCGGUCUGUUUUUUGG
Molecule: messenger RNA, 3506 nt
Organism: Danio rerio (zebrafish)
Lineage: Eukaryota; Metazoa; Chordata; Actinopteri; Cypriniformes; Danionidae
Source: RefSeq, a predicted model, not a curated record